Seriola aureovittata is the source of this 4650-nucleotide messenger RNA. RefSeq names its product ras and Rab interactor 2-like. Gene Ontology annotation, cellular component: endocytic vesicle; cytosol. Bases 284 to 3274 code for a protein of 996 amino acids. Gene Ontology annotation, molecular function: guanyl-nucleotide exchange factor activity; small GTPase binding. Gene Ontology annotation, biological process: vesicle-mediated transport; signal transduction. The transcript is spliced from 13 exons. The record is from RefSeq and is a predicted model, not a curated record. NCBI's taxonomy places the organism in Eukaryota, Metazoa, Chordata, Actinopteri, Carangiformes, Carangidae.
CAGACUCGGUCUCUAACACAGUGCUGCAGUUAAACCAUGUAAUCCACAGCGGACGGGGACAUUGAGGCUCCUCGGUGUCACCCGUAACAACGAAACGGCAACAACGCACCGCAGCGGCCGCGACGUUUCCCCAUGGAGCACAACCGCAGGAUUAACCACGAACCGGUUCAGAGGUGCUGAAGGAAACGACUGAAAGAGCUGCGGCCCCUGCAGACGCUGUCUUAGACGUAAACACACAGACUCAGACGUAAGAGGGAGCCGGUCCUGAGGACAGGAAGACGACAUGGCCUUCAGCUCAGCAUCAGGGAACCCCCCCAGCGGCCUGACAGACAGGAGCGGGAGCUUCUUUAAGCUGAUUGACACAUUCGCGUUGGAGAUCGGCGAGCUGAAGAAGGAGAUGGUCCAGACCUCUCCCACUAUGGACAAGGAGCCCGUGGAACUACAAGGGCUGGAGGGUGAGGUGAGUGGCGUUUACCUGCAGUCCCCCCACUGUGGCGGUGUGGGGGGUGAAAGGGAUUCUGGGUACGACUCCUUGCGACGGAGGAUGAGCGUGUUGGACAGGCUGAGUCAAACCCACCCGGUGUGGCUGCUGCUGGCCAUCAGUGAAGAGAAGGCCAACCACAUACUGCUCAAACAGCCACCGGGGGUAUUCCUGGUCAGGAAGUCGGCCGCUCUGCAGAGGAAGGUUCUUUCUGUGCGUGUGAAGGAGGAUCAGUCAGAAACUCCCAUCAGCCACUUCCCUGUCAGAGAGAGCCAGUACACUUUCUCUCUCGAAGGAUCUGGGAUAAGUUUUGCAGAUCUGUUUCGCCUCGUGGCUUUCUACUGUAUCAGCAGGGAUGUCCUGCCUUUCACCAUCAAACUCCCAGAGGCCAUUGCAUCUGCCAAAACUCAGAAAGAACUGGAGGAGGUGGCACAGCUUGGAGCAGGCUUUUGGGACUCUGCCCUGUGCAAUCAGCGUCGCACCUCCCCCCGUCCCUGUCGCCCUCUGAGCCGUACCCUCAGCCCCCAGCGCACCAACAGGAACAGGGAGGUCGGAGGGUCACAGCAGAGACACACCACUUACUGCGACAGUGCGCCACCAACCCUACGGUCCCACGCUCCUCCACCUUCCUUUCAUCUGGAGCGAAGACAUUCCAGUGGUCCUCUGUGCUUUGUUAACCCACUGUUUCUCCAGACUCAUCACCACCACCACUCCGAGGACCAUUCUCCUUCACAUGCUGUGAAGUCCGAUAGCGACCUAGAGCAUGCGGAGAAAUCCUCUGUGAAGCCGUUAAGCAGCAGCGAAGGUAGCGAGCAACACGCGGACAAGAUCAAACUGAACGGCAAAUCAAGGCCCCCGCCCCCUCGCCCCCCUCCCCCUCGCUCAAUGCCACGCCGCCGCCCUGCUCCACCUCCACCUGGGCCUCCAGCAGCAGCUACCACCAGACCCAAGAGCAUGCCAGAGGCUGUUGCUGUGGCUGCAAGGCAACACCAGUCCCCCAGCAGGCGCCCAGCACCAGCUCGACCACCAAUGGGCGCCAAGCACAGCAGCCUGUCCAAAACUGCCAGCUCACCGAUCCCUGUGCCAUCAAACCCACCACCUCCGAGGCCUAAGAAGCCUGAUCUUGAAGCCCACCGCUGCCACAUCGCACUGGACGAUGAGACCAUCGCCAAGGCCCUGUCUCGUGCUAAGCUUCCACCCUGCGAUCCUCCGCCUGCUGUCCCUGCUGAUGUGCUGUUGGAGAAUAAUGCUAGGGGUUCGUCCAGUCCCAAUGAGAGGGGGCGCCAGCGGCUCAGCGACAUGAGCAUGUCUACUUCUUCCUCUGACUCACUGGAAUACUCACAGUCUCCGGGAUUCUCCCUGGGCCUUGCCCCAAGCCCAUCUCGACACCUUAACCACCAAGAGCCAGUAGAGGACAGCAGUGAAGAGGAUGAGGAUGGGGAAGAAGACGAAGAGGAGGACUAUGGGGUCGGCUUGGAGACAGAUCUAGAAAUGCGCCUCCGUCCAUCCUUUAAAUCGCGGAGGCGAAGGGUUGGUGUGAGUUUGAGUGGGGGGUCCUUUAUCCUCCCUAGGGCCUUGAAGGGACGUUUCCGCAAGGUGAGCGGCAUGCUGAGCUCCCUCAUGACCCCGGAGAGACGGGCCGUGAAGAGGAUUGCUGAGCUGUCCAGGGACAAAAGCUCCUACUUUGGCUCCCUGGUCCAUGACUACAUCAGCUUUGUGCAGGAGAACCGAGGCUGUCACACAUCAGGGAUGGAUUUUCUGCAGACUCUCAGGCAGUUUAUGACGCAGAUGAAGGCUUACCUGCGGCAGAGCUCGGAGCUGGACCCACCUAUAGAGUCCCUCAUACCUGAGGACCAGAUCGACCAGGUGCUGGAGAAGGCCAUGCACAAAUGUGUCCUGAAGCCUCUGAAGAGCAUGAUCGAGGUGGCUUUACAUGACUUCCAGGUGAGUAGUGGAGCCUGGCAGCAGCUGAGGGAGAACCUGGCCCUGGCUAAAACCAAAAGGCCCCAAGAGCUGGGGGUGGAUGGGGCUGUGCCCCCUGACGCCGUGGCGAUUGAGAAGAUCCGCCACAAGUUUUUAAACAUGAGGAAGAUGUACUCCCCUGAGAAGAAGGUGUCUCUGCUGCUGCGUGUGUGCAAACUCAUCUACACCAUCAUGCAGGAUAACUCAGGGAGGAUGUACGGUGCUGAUGACUUCCUGCCCAUGCUGACCUAUGUGGUGGCUCAGUGUGACAUGCCUCAGCUGGACACAGAGAUCCAGUACAUGAUGGAGCUGCUGGACCCAUCUCUGCUCCAAGGAGAGGGAGGGUACUACCUGACCAGCGCCUACGGGGCCAUGGCACUUAUCAAGAACUUCCAGGAGGAGCAAGCAGCCCGGGUGCUGAGCUCCGAGGCCAGGAACACUCUUCACCAGUGGCAUCGGCGACGCACCGCUCAGCGUUCAGCGCCGUCUGUGGACGACUUUCAGAACUAUCUCCGUGUAGCCCUGCAGGAAGUGGACACAGGCUGCACGGCCAAAACCCUGCUCGUCCACCCUUACACCACCACGGAAGAAGUCUGCUCACUCUGCGCUUACAAAUUCAAGAUCCCCAACCCUGAGAACUACGCACUGUUUCUGAUCACCGAGGACACCAGCCAGCAGCUGGCCCCGGACACACACCCUCAGCGCAUCAAAGCCGAGCUCCACAGCCGGCCCUGUGCACAGAUCUUCCACUUUCUCUACAGGAGGGUGCCGAACCUUAACCUCUGUAUUCCUGCCGUCAUGCAAAAUGGAAACUGCCUUCAAGUUGAAUAGCUGAGGGGAGAAUGUAACAGCUUGUUGCACUUGAUCCGGAACUACAGUAGUUGGUAUUCUUGUGGUGCUUGUAGAUGUUUGUUUUGCUGAUAGAUUUGAGGAUUUCUGGAAUGUAUUUAGCAAACAGAAACCAAGCUGUAUAUUGGCAUAUUGAUGCAGGUGUGAAUAUGACAUUUUGAUGGCAUUCAAAUGACAAGAUUUGUUUUUUAUAAGAAAUGACCGAGUGAAAGGAUGGACUCUGGAAAGUGAUGAAGUUUUAACUCUUACAGCUCGGAAAUGUUGUUCAGAUAAGGGUCGAGAAGGCCGAAUUAUGGUAACAGUUAUUAAGUUUAAGUUUAUAUCAAGUUAUCAACAAUGAAACCACUUACUUAGAGUCUACUUGGCCUUUAUCUGACUUGGUUGGAACAUAUGCUGAGGGGAAAUUGUUGGAUCGUGUACAGAGACUGAUUGGCAGGAUUUUUAGUAUGUGAAAUGUUUUUAUAUGGAGAUGAAAAGGUCUUCAGAUUGUUGGACGUGUAUAGCAUUCUCAAAUCAGAGGUCAUACAGUAAAAUAAUGCAUAUUAUGUAACUAACUUUUGCCUUAACUGCUGUUAUCCCAGGUGCCUUCAAAAGGCUACAUACUGUAUGCUACUGAACGCCUUCAGCUGUCGUCCAGUGAUUAGUCAGCUUGCAUCAAAAUGACCUAGUUUAAAACGUAAUGCUAAAACAUUAAUUUAAUAAGUAAGAUUAACUAUUGUAAAAGUUCUGAUUGUUUGUUUUUUUUGCUCUUAAGAUUUUUGUCUGCAAUUGCUGGUCAAUUGUAGCCUGUAUUUCUGUGUAGAAAUAUUUUUAUAUUCAAAUGUUUCUUUUUUUUUUUUUCAUCACUAAAGUGACAAAGAUUUGUAUUCUGAUUUAAUAUUUCUAUACUGGACUCAUUACUGGACUUGUAUUUAUGCCAGUAAUUUCUCAAAAGUCAAAUUACAACAACACUGUUUCUACUGUUUGUUAUGAAAAGCUCAGAGCCGGUUGUGGAAAAACAUAAAAGUCUCCUCAAACAAAGCUGUUUACUGACUCCAACAUAAUAUUAAUUUUCAGGGAAGUUUAUGUUAUAUUAUUUUUCAGAGAAAAUGUCAAUUCUUUGGCAUAAUAUCAGAUAUUAUUGUGGCACAGUACCUGGAAAAAACCCUAAGAGCAAAGGAACUCACAAAUAAUAGCCAAAUGUAGACACAUACAACACAAAUUACACUGAUUUGCAAAAAAUGUAUGAAAUCCUUUUUGGAACUUGCUACAGAGGUCUAAACUGAAGGUGCUAUGGUACAAGUGUAUUCAUUGAUUUGAUGCAUCAAGUUAAAUAAACUGUUCUGGAGAGGGCCUGGUCUAAGAGCUGGAACAAAGUG